ACGUCAGACGUCAUUCUGACAAUAAUUUAAUAGAAGAGGUUAUGUUUUAAUUUGUUUAUAUUGUGAUAAUGCAAAGGAUAAACGAGAUAUUCGUAUAUAAUUACGAGAUUAUUACAUUAUAAAAUUAUGCAAAUGAAUCGUCAAAAGAUAUUUGGCUAGAGGUGACGUAUUAUUUGCGAUUUGAGCGACGAAACGAGUGCUGUGCAGUGUUGUGGAAUUACGCAGGGUUGCUGUGAAGCAAGUUGAUAUCAAAAAAUUUGCAACAACAAAGAUGCAAACAAACAUUAGUGAUAAAAUUAGACUGCCUGCCCGAUACGGAACCGGCGAAAAAAGCGUUUGGAUAGAAUACAAUGAAUUCAUAACCGAAGUCAAACCGAAGCUCAACCUUGGGCAAGGUUUGCCAGACUAUCAUUGCCCGAGUCAUGUUCCCAAGGCACUGGCCGAAGCUGCCUUGUCAGAAAAUCCUUUGAUGAACCAGUAUACAAGAGGAUUUGGCCAUCCAAGACUAGUGCAGAGCUUAGCAAAACUAUAUUCACCAUUGAUCAAUAGGGAGAUAAAUCCAAUGAGUGAGAUCAUUGUUACUGUUGGAGCAUAUGAAGCUCUGUUUACAACCAUUUUAGGUCAUGUGGAACCAGGAGACGAGGUAAUAGUAAUUGAACCAUUCUACGACUGCUACGAUCCCAUGAUACUGGCAGCUGGAGGCAAAGCCAAAUUCAUCGCUUUGAAGCCUAAAAAAAUACACGACAAAAUGACGUCGGCCGAAUGGUAUAUCGACGAGAAAGAACUGGAGUCUCUUUUCAGUGACCGUACAAAGAUGUUCAUUCUGAACACCCCCCACAAUCCCCUGGGGAAGGUGUUCACCAGAGAGGAGUUGGAGAAGAUAGCGAACUUGUGCAAGAAGUACAACGUGCUGUGUGUCUCGGAUGAGGUGUACGAGUGGAUGGUGUUCGAGCCGUUGAAACAUAUCAGGAUAGCGACGUUGCCCGGCAUGUGGGAGCGCACCAUCACAAUCGGUUCAGCCGGCAAGAUGUUCUCAGUGACCGGCUGGAAAGUCGGCUGGGCGUACGGCCCCGCCAACCUCAUCAAGAAUUUGCAAAUCGUACAUCAAAACUGUGUUUAUACUCACUGCACACCUGUUCAGGAAGCAGUUGGGCGCGCCAUAGAGUUCGAACUGUCCAGAUGGAAGACGCCAGAGUGCUACAUGUUCUCCCUGGCGCGGGAGCUGUUAGCCAAGCGUGACGUGCUGGACAGGAUAUUGAAGGAUAAUGGCUUCCUUACCACCUUACCGGAGGGAGGGUACUUCAUUACUGCCGAGUACUCCAAUAUUGCAAAUAAAUUGGACCUGAGUACAGAAAAAGACAAAUAUAAGGACACUAGAUUCACAAAGAAAUUCGCCAAAGAAGCCAGCAUCCUGACCAUUCCGAUGACAGCAUUCUACUCCAAGGACCACAAGCAUUUGGGGGAAAACUACAUCAGAUUCUGUUUUAUAAAGAAAGACGAAGUUUUAGCGCAAACUGGAACACUACUUCAAGAAUGGCACCAAAAGACAAAAUAGAUUAUUUUUGUGAUACUUAUAUUUUAAGUGUUAUUGUGUUGCAAUACGUUGUGACCCCCAAAAAUCAGCCAUUAAUGAAAUAAAACAUUUUAUAGUUUCAAA
Messenger RNA from Plodia interpunctella (Indianmeal moth), 1657 nucleotides. RefSeq names its product kynurenine aminotransferase-like. Bases 272 to 1555 code for a protein of 427 amino acids. Gene Ontology annotation, biological process: biosynthetic process. Gene Ontology annotation, molecular function: pyridoxal phosphate binding; L-kynurenine:2-oxoglutarate transaminase activity. The record is from RefSeq and is a predicted model, not a curated record. Gene Ontology annotation, cellular component: cytoplasm; mitochondrion. NCBI's taxonomy places the organism in Eukaryota, Metazoa, Arthropoda, Insecta, Lepidoptera, Pyralidae. The transcript has 10 exons.